AUGUCAUCGAAAGAUCCACCUCGACCACCCCCUGUUGAUAAGGGGAAAGGUAUUGCAAAAACAAGAAAGAGACGUAAUAAUUAUGUGCUUCGGAUUUCACUCAGACCCAUCACCCCUACCCCGGGCUUACAUAUGCCAUCCUUAUCUUCUCCACCUCCACCCACAGGGUUACAUAACCUUACAUCUAUCCUGGCGAUUCAUAUGUCGUCCUCAUCUUCUCAACCUCCACCCAUAGGGUUGCAUACCCAUGUUGUUGCUCCCAGGGCCCCUUCUAUACCACCCUCACAUAUACCAUCCUCAUCUUCCUCAACUCCACACACUGGGUUACAUACCCCUUCUACAAACAUUAGAGCAUCCUCAUCACCUCAUACUGUACCAUCUCCAGCCUCGAUUGGUGGCCCUCCUCUGCAGUCUACACCAUCCCUAGUUGCAGGUGAUAUAGUUGCCACACAGCCUAUGGUUGAUCCUGAUUUGGAUGCAGAACCUGACCCUCCUCUGCAGGAUCGCCCGAUGAUUGAACUUGUCGGUCGAGGGUUUUUUCCAUCUAGAGUUGCUUCACAGGCUAUCAUAAAGACAAUCAAACAACAAUUUCUUAAUCCUUGGCCAUCAUGGGGAUCAAUACCUGAAAAAGACAAGGACAUUUUCUGGAGAGUUCAGUGGGCACCAGAGCAUGAAAUUUCCAUUAAGAGAAAUUUCAACAGCAGAGCUUCUCAUCGUCUAUCUGAGAUGUUUAGAGAUGCUAGAAUGGCUAGAGAAAGGCCAGAAUGGAUUCCUAAUGAUGUGUGGACAAGGCUACUGGAAGAUUGGAAUUCUCCAAGUUAUCAGAGCAAAUGUAUUGCAGCUAAGAAGAAUAGGGCUUCUGAAACAGGUGGAACCCUACACACAGGUGGAUCCAUUACCAUUUACGAGCAUGCCCUUCGUAUGGCACGUGAGUUGGGACGCCAUGUGUUUCUUGAUGAAGUCUUUCAGCAGACACAUAUUCGGAAGGGUACUAGCGAGUAUGUGGAUGAGAGGUCUAGGAAGACAAAUGAAGAAUUUCAGACUAGGCUUUCUCAAGUCAGAUCUGAGGUUUCCUCAUGUGCUGAUGGAACACAAGAGCAAUCCUCUUCCCUAGUUCUGCAAUAUCUCCCUCCUGAUGCUCAAACUCGUCUUCAGCAGCCACAACCACAGCCACAACAGCCAAACCUUACUCAACAAAACUCUGAAAUCCCUCCACCUCAUCCUCAGCAACAAAAUAAUGAAGAGGACAAUAAUUUAAAUGAAGAAUCUUCUCCUGAUUAUGAAGAUUAUUAG
Messenger RNA from Vigna unguiculata (cowpea), 1293 nucleotides. NCBI's taxonomy places the organism in Eukaryota, Viridiplantae, Streptophyta, Magnoliopsida, Fabales, Fabaceae. The record is from RefSeq and is a predicted model, not a curated record.